AUGGAUGGCAUACUCAGUGAUAAGGUGAAAGAGCGACUACAAAGUGCCCGUGUCUCGAGGCUUUACAAUAUCAUCUGCUUUCGAAUAAUUGCUGCAGCCACUGAGUUAAAACAAGAGAGAGCUGUUAUGGAUUGGACAAUCUGGAGGCUCUUACACCAUGAGCCUGCGCAUAAAUAUUUCGAUAAAAAUGAGCCUGGUCCUACUUCACAGACUCUAAAGCUAUUUGCUGAAAGUUUAAUUGCAUAUCACGCGACUCUUCUUUCCCUGGAAUCUGUUUGCGAUUUCUUUACAACAUUCCACUCGUCGAAAUGGGAGCGCAAAACCGGUUGA
Molecule: messenger RNA, 330 nt
Organism: Paracoccidioides brasiliensis Pb18
Exons: 2
Coding region: 1-330 (109 amino acids)
Source: RefSeq, a predicted model, not a curated record